UUUCGGGUCGGGUUUCGUACCGACCCAGUUUAGAGAAUAGAAUGACCCUAGUCGCUCCCAAACACAGAACAGAACCAAACUCACUCCUCUCAAAGCUGCCGUCGCCGGUCGUCGCCGACACUGUUGCUUCACUCUGUUCCUCUUCGUGCGAAGUACUAGGAUCAGAUGGCUUUGCGAGGGGUUUGGCAACUUAACAAGCUGAUUGUCAGUUAUUGCAACUGGGGCGGAAGUAGCAGAGGUAUAAGGGCAUUUAUGGAGUCUCAUUUGCCAGCAUUUAAGGAGAAGAAUCCUCAAUUAGAGGUGGUUACUGAACUCAUCCGUGGUCAGCAUCCACAUCUGAAGGGUUAUUACAAGAACAAGAAUCAGCGAGUGAUAUCUGUGAAGAAUAUGGAUCCAGAAGACAUACUUUUGCAUGCAACCAGGCUAAGAAAUGCAUUGGGAAGGAAGGUAGUGAAAUUGAGGACAAGACAUGUAACCAAACGCCCUAGUGUGCAAGGUACUUGGACAACUGCUGUGGAGUAUUAAGAUAGAAAACCAGGUGUAUGAGAAAGUUCCUUUUCAUAUGGUGAAUUAAUCAAUUUGUGAACUAGUGGGUGUAAGUUCUCAUGUAUCUUGCACAAUUUCCAGUUUUUCAAUAAUUCACUUUUUUUUUUGGGUGGUUUGCACUGUUUGCUUCCCAAUGAUGAAGCUAAUGAGAAAAUUAGAAAAAAACACGAUAAAAGUGGUUGCUGGUUCGGUUCAAA
Messenger RNA from Glycine soja, 743 nucleotides. Its product is annotated as 54S ribosomal protein L51, mitochondrial-like. Gene Ontology annotation, cellular component: mitochondrial large ribosomal subunit. The transcript has 4 exons. NCBI's taxonomy places the organism in Eukaryota, Viridiplantae, Streptophyta, Magnoliopsida, Fabales, Fabaceae. The record is from RefSeq and is a predicted model, not a curated record. Gene Ontology annotation, biological process: mitochondrial translation. Gene Ontology annotation, molecular function: structural constituent of ribosome. Bases 166 to 525 code for a protein of 119 amino acids.